UAGGGCAGUUCGGGAGAAUCGAUCGAGGGAGCCAUUUUCUCCCUCUCUUCUCGCGGGUCGAUGCGGCGCGGCUCGGACCAAUCAGAGGGCGGGGGCGUGGCUUGACUACGCAUGCGCCGACGGCGACGCGGCGUUGCCUCAGUGACUCGCCGGACGUGAAGUAGUGCGGACGUGCGUGGCUGUGCGUGCGUAUGGUGGAUAGAGCGAGGUGCCUCGGCCAUUGCUGGGCCCGGUCAGAACUGUGCACUUGUUGUCCGACACCGGCCUUCGCCCUGGCGAGCGACCACCUACACCACAGGGUGGUGCCGUCCCUGGUAGUCAACCUGAACCAGAGGGGCAUCAAGAUGUCUCCGGUCAAAGCCGAGCUGGACUCGGACCCCGGCCCGAACAAGAAGAGAAGACUGAGCCUGUGCGUUGGUUGUGGCGCCCAGAUCCACGACCAGUACAUACUGAGGGUGGCACCUGACCUGGAGUGGCACGCGGCGUGCCUAAAGUGUGCGGAGUGCCAUCAGUUCCUGGACGAAACAUGCACGUGCUUCGUCCGGGACGGCAAGACCUACUGCAAGAGAGACUAUGUUAGGUUAUUCGGGACCAAGUGCGACAAGUGUUCGCAAUCCUUCAGCAAGAACGACUUUGUGAUGCGCGCCAAGACGAAGAUCUACCACAUAGAGUGUUUUCGGUGUUCCGCCUGUGAAAGACAGCUGAUCCCCGGGGACGAGUUCGCGCUCAGAGAGGACGGUCUGUUCUGCAAGGAGGAUCACGAAGUACUGGAGAAGGCGACCAACGGCGAGAACAACAAUAACAACACCAACCUCAACAACAACAACAGUUUACACCACAACGAGGGGUCCAACUCCGAUUCCUCCGAGUCAGGCUCCAAGAGCGGGAGAGACAGCAGCCGCGGGGGCGCCGCCAAGGUGUCUUCCGACGGUAAACCAACCAGAGUGCGAACCGUGCUGAACGAGAAGCAACUGCACACCCUGCGGACCUGCUACAACGCCAACCCUAGACCUGACGCGCUCAUGAAGGAACAGCUGGUGGAGAUGACGGGGCUGAGCCCGAGGGUGAUCCGGGUGUGGUUCCAGAACAAGCGGUGUAAGGACAAGAAGAGGGCGAUCGCUAUGAAGCAGCAACUGCAGCAGGAGAAGGUGCAGAUGGGCUACGGCAGUAUGCAGGGUAUCCCUAUGGUCGCCAGUUCACCGGUCCGCCAUGAGAGUCCCCUGGGCAUGAACCCCAUAGAGGUCACCUCCUACCAACCGCCGUGGAAGGCGCUGUCGGACUUCGCCCUCCACACGGACCUGGACCGCAUGGACCCGGGGGCUCCUCCAUUCCAACACCUGGUAAGUCAGAUGUGGAUGUUACAGAUGCACGGGUUCGAUGUCCACGGCGGCCCCCACCCCCCACCACCCCCCGCACACGACCAGGGUCUGGGCCCUCCCCCUGGGGACAUGGUCCAUCCGGACUCCGCGGACUCCUACGUCACCUACCUGGAGAGUGAUGAUAGUCUACAUCACGACGGCUCGAGCCCAUAACGGUCAGAGCCGUGACGUAGUGCGCAUGUACAAAGUCGUCUGUACAUACGUCCCGACUGUACAUAGUCUUGUACAUAAGUGUCUUAGGAAAACCGACGUGAGUGAUUGUAAUGUUUCGUCAUCUAAGUUGGGCUUUGACCUAAACCUUUGGGGUUUAAAACUGUUGGUUUUAGGUUGCUAUGAAAAUUUUCAAUAAAAUAUUUAUUGAAUAU
Macrosteles quadrilineatus (aster leafhopper) is the source of this 1744-nucleotide messenger RNA. It is a transcript of the gene tup, whose product is annotated as insulin gene enhancer protein ISL-1. Gene Ontology annotation, molecular function: cis-regulatory region sequence-specific DNA binding; DNA-binding transcription factor activity, RNA polymerase II-specific. The record is from RefSeq and is a predicted model, not a curated record. Gene Ontology annotation, biological process: axonogenesis; positive regulation of transcription by RNA polymerase II; neuron fate specification. The transcript has 7 exons. Gene Ontology annotation, cellular component: nucleus. NCBI's taxonomy places the organism in Eukaryota, Metazoa, Arthropoda, Insecta, Hemiptera, Cicadellidae. The coding region runs from base 192 to 1532 and encodes 446 amino acids.